Messenger RNA from Zingiber officinale, 391 nucleotides. RefSeq names its product WD-40 repeat-containing protein MSI4-like. NCBI's taxonomy places the organism in Eukaryota, Viridiplantae, Streptophyta, Magnoliopsida, Zingiberales, Zingiberaceae. Gene Ontology annotation, molecular function: histone binding. Gene Ontology annotation, biological process: regulation of gene expression. The record is from RefSeq and is a predicted model, not a curated record. Gene Ontology annotation, cellular component: nucleus. Bases 128 to 361 code for a protein of 77 amino acids. The transcript is spliced from 3 exons.
UGUUUAUUUGUUCCCAUUCUAUAACCUCUGCUGGUUCUUAGGCAGUAUUUUGUUACUUUCUCCUAUAAACAUGAUGUCUUGAGUUUGUGAGUCAGUGAUUAUAUGCAGCCUUAGCAUUUCUUUAUCUAUGAUCAUAUUUUUUCUCAGGUUUGUUGAUAAGUCUGUGCAUAUGUUUGAUCAACGUAACCUAACUUCUGGUGGUGUUGGUGCACCAGUACACAAACUUGAUGGUCACAAGGUUGCUGUUCUCUAUGUUCAGUGGUUUCUUGACAAAGCAUCAAUUUUUAGAAGAGCUGCUGAGGAUGGCUUCCUCAAUAUAUGGGAUUAUGAAGUUUACAAAUCUCAAGUACUCCAGAGUUGAAAUUGAUGAAGUGCGGUUCGAGUGGGCUGA